Salmo salar (Atlantic salmon) is the source of this 4095-nucleotide messenger RNA. RefSeq names its product membrane progestin receptor alpha-B. The record is from RefSeq and is a predicted model, not a curated record. Gene Ontology annotation, molecular function: steroid binding; nuclear steroid receptor activity. Gene Ontology annotation, cellular component: plasma membrane. Lineage: Eukaryota; Metazoa; Chordata; Actinopteri; Salmoniformes; Salmonidae. Gene Ontology annotation, biological process: response to steroid hormone.
CCGCCUACUUACUUGCCAUUGGACACGCAUCUGUUGCAUUCCAGUAUAUGAGUGGUUGACAAGGCUGACACCGGUCAGGGAGGUGUGACCGACCGGCCGAUGACUGUCGGAGGGGCACAGGGACCGAGACAGUCUGACGAUCAUCACAUCUUGAAGCUGAGAGAACCUGCCGACUUUCCUUCGUCUCCAGGAGCCGUCUGGUGUAGUCUAAUAAAGUAGGUCUACAGUAGCAGCCUUGAAGAGGAAGAAGAAGACCCGCAUGCAUUGUUGCCAGUCUCCUGAAGCUGUCCAGCCAGCAACAACAGUCUAUCCGUCAAACCAUCCCUCAUGGCAACGAUCGUCAUGGAGCGGAUUGGGCGUCUGUUCAUCAACCUCCAACAGGUAAGGGCGGUGCCCCAGAUGCUGACAGAGGCCGCCCCCUCCAUGCCAGGCACACUACGGGACACCGAAGUUCCCGGGUUCUUCAGAGAGCGCUACAUCCACGCCGGCUACCGACCACUCCACCAGGGCUGGAGGUACUACUUCCUGUCGCUGUUCCAGCGUCACAACGAGACCAUCAACGUGUGGACCCACCUGCUAGGGUCUCUCCUGGUCCUGGUCAAGUUCCUACAGCUAGCUGAGACAGUGGACUUCAUCGACGACACCCACGCCUGGCCCCUCCUCAUUCUCCUCCUGUCCUCCCUGGCCUACAUGGCCUGCAGCACUGUAGCCCACCUCCUGGCUGCCAAAUCAGAGUUCUACCACUACUGCUUCUUCUUCCUGGAUUAUGUAGGAGUGGCUCAGUAUCAGUACGGCAGCGCCGUGGCUCACUUCUACUAUGCUGUGGAACCAAACUACCACCAGUGGGUCUCCCCAGUCUUCAUGCCCACUGCCACCUUCCUCUGCUGCUUGUCCUGCCUAGGCUGCUGCUAUGGGAAGUAUCGCAACUACAGCCUGCGGGUCUGGGUCCGGAAGGUGGGGCAGGUGAUUCCCUCGGCUAUGGCCUAUGCCUGGGAUACAAGCCCGGUGUUCCACCGCCUCCUCCGGUCCCUCUGGACCACGUUGCACAGUGAUGACAUCGCUGCCCCGGCCAGUGGCGUAGUUGGCGACCCGGCUAUAUCCUUCCAUGGGAGCCAGGUUGCAUUCUUCCUGUCCAGUGCGUUCUUCUUCACUAACCCCCUCCCAGAGCGUCUGUUCCCAGGCCACUGUGACUUCCUGGGGCAGGGCCACCAGCUGUUCCACGUCUUCCUGGUUAUCUGUACUCUCUGCCAGAUCCAGGCCUCUCACCUGGACUACCUGGGCCGACGGCCACUCUACACACAGCUACACGGAGAGGGAGCAGCCACUGUCUAUCUGGUGCAGUAUGGAGCCACACUGGUGGCCUGUGUCUGCAUAGCAGUCUUCAUUGCAAGGAAAGUAAAACGGUUGCUUAACUGCAGAGACAAGUCCAAAUGAACUGGGUAGGUCACUGUGUAGGAGACUUACAAUCACUUCCCAGUGGGCAAAACUGGUUGAAAUGAGUUGACAUUAUUACAGCCAAAAACUUUUGCCCAGUUUUGCCCGCUGGGUUGGUACCAAAGUGAUCAAUGUGGCCUUGUUCGACUCGACACACACUGCCUUCCUUAGCCUACUCGAGUUUGUUUCUAUAAUAUUAUGUUUCUUCUCUCUGUGUCCUUGACGAUGAUGGAAGUAUUCCUAUAGCAGUAUGUCUAAUCUUGUGUCUCAAUGCUUCUGUUACACUUGUGCUAGUUUUGUUCCAUAAUGGUUUAUUUUUUUUUACAACAACGUAUGUCUAACUACUGCCAAGAAACAUUGUGAUAUGAGUCCUUGUCAGCACUCAGACAAUGAAAUGAAUUGAUCUUGAAGGGAUAGUUUACUGAAAGUUUAUUCACUUUCAAAGUAGUAUUAUGUUGUUGGAAAAGGAAGCAUACUGUGUAAUGGGUGUGAUUCUGAAUAUCAACAAUACUGCUAACUAUUCUUUUUAUAGGAGCUUUACAUUUUAAUGCCAGGCUGAUCAAUCUAUCCACAUCUAGAGCACUUUUAUAGGCAGACAAAUUGACUUACCCACAUUGCACUUUUUCACCUAUGAGAGUAUAAACUGGGUAUUUCUCAUGUGGGGUCACAAACCAAGGCUGGACUGGACCAACUGCUGAGAAAGUGUAUUAAUUAAUCCGUCAAUGUAAACCUUAUGUCAGAUUAGACAUACUUUUCUUGCCACUGUACAUAUGUGAACCCUUUGAAAUCCAGGUAAUUCCAAUUUGACCUUCAUCUAAGUCACAACAAUAGACUAACAUAGUGUGCUUAAACUAAUAACACACAAAUGAUUGUAUUUUUCUUGUCUAUAUUGAACACAUCAUUUUAACAUUCACAGUGUAGGUUGGAAAAAGUAUGUGAACCUCUAGGCUAAUGACUUCUCCAAAAGCUAAUUGGACUCCAGGUUAGCUGACUCCUGACUCCAAUCAUUGAGACGAGAUUGGAGAUGUGGUUAAAGCUGCCCUGCCCUACAAAAAACACUCACACAAUUUGAGUUUGCUGUUCACAAGAAGCAUUGCCUGAUGUGAACCAUGCCUUGUUUUUCAACGUUUCUUUAAAAGCCUUGAUGUUCAUCAGUCCACAGUAAGACAAAUUGUCUAUAAAUGCAGAAGGUUCAGCACUGUUGCUACUCUCCCUAAGAGUGAUCGUAAGGGAAAGAUGACUGCAAGAGCACAGCGCAGAAUGCUCAAUGACGUUAAGAAGAAUCCUAGAGUGUCAGCUAAAGACUUACCGGAAUCUCUGGAACAUGUUAACAUCUCUGUUGACGAGUCUACGAUACUUAAAACACUAAACAAGAAUGGUGUUCAUGGGAGGACACCACGGAAGAAGCCACUGCUGUCCAAAAUAACAUUGCUGCACGUCUGAAGUUUGCAAACGUGCACCUGGAUUUUCCACAACGCUACUGGCAAAAUAUUCUGUGGACAGAUAAAACUAAAGUUGAGUUGUUUGCAAGGAACACACAACACUAUGUGUGGAGAAAAAAAAGGCACAGCACACCAACAUCAAAAACUUAUCCCAACUGUAAAGUAUGGUGGAGGGAGCAUCAUGGUUUGGGGCUGCUUUGGUGCAACAGAAGUUGGGUGAUGCAACAGGACAACGAAGAAAAUAGGCCUUCUGGAGUGGCCUAGUCAGAGUCCUGACCUUAACCCAAUUGAGAUGCUGAGGCAUGACCUCAGGAGAGCGGUUCACACUAGACAUCCCAAGAAUAUUGCUGAACUGAAACAGUUGUGUGAAGAGGAACGGUCCAAAAUUCUUCCUGACCGCUGUGCAGGUCUGAUCCUCAACUACAGAAAACCUUCAGUUGAGGUUACUGCUGCCAAAGGAGGGUCAACCAGUUAAUAAAUCCAAGGAUUCACAUACUUUUUCCACCCUGCACUGUGAAUGUUUACACAGUGUGUUCAAUAAAGAAAUGAAAACGUGUAAUUAGUUUAAACAGACUGUCUAUUGUUGUGACUUAGAUGAAGAUCAGAUAAAAUUUGUCAAAUUUUAUGCAGAAAUCCAGGUAAUUCCAAACGGUUCACAUACUUUUCUUGCUAUUGUACACACGCAGUUUAUUUUUAUAGUAAGCAACUUGUGUAGUCACUGUAUUAUGUCAACAUGCUGUAUUAUGUCAACAUGUUCUUGUUGUACCUUGAGAGUAUUUAUCUUUUACAUAACAGGAGAUGACGAAGCCAAUCACUAGCCUGGUCCCAGAUCUGUUUGUGCUGUCUUGCCAACUCUUAUUGUCAUAGCGCAAACCGAUCUGGAACCGGGCUAGCCUAUCGCUGACAAAGCCUUAACAAAGCGAAUUAGAAUAAUGUAAACUUUUAUAGUCUUUUCUAUAUUGGGGGGCAGGUGAAGCUAACAGUGCUCUUUUUCUUUAUGUAUUUGUCACUUUGCUGUAACAGUUGUUUUUGCUUGCUCACUUUAAUCCUAGAAUAUAUUUGCUUAGUAGUUUUCUGGUCUGGAAAAGUCCUGACCUUGUGUUGACUGAGUUUUGAAAGCUACUGUGUAAUAUUGAACAUUUCAAUUGACAUGGUGUCAAAUUAUGUAUGUAAUGGUCGUGAUCGUACAGUAAUACAUGACUAGUUUAUAAUCUGUAAA